Molecule: messenger RNA, 1466 nt
Organism: Mytilus trossulus (common blue mussel)
Lineage: Eukaryota; Metazoa; Mollusca; Bivalvia; Mytilida; Mytilidae
Exons: 2
Coding region: 81-1244 (387 amino acids)
Source: RefSeq, a predicted model, not a curated record
AUCUGUUUGGUACAGUAAAGCAAGACUGGUUUGCGGUGGCCUCUGCUUUAGAGCAUACUUUGAACACAAUUAAAGAACAGAUGCCACAGAUCCAGGAGGUUUUUCUACGUUCAGAUAAUGCUGGUUGUUACCAUUGCGGAUGUUUGUGGUUGAGUUUAAGUGGUAUCAGUGAACGAACAGGUAUUACAGUGGUUCGUUAUGACUACAGUGAAGCCCAAGCAGGAAAAAGUAUUUGUGAUGCUAAGAUAGCACACAUGCGCUCUAAAAUGAGAAUGUAUGUAUCCUCAGGAAAAAAUAUCACUACUCCAUUUGAUAUGCAGGAUGCUAUUAUGGGAGGAACUGGAGUGGCAGGAUGUCAGUGUGCUGUUGUGGAAGUAGACACAACAAAACAAACCAUGAUUGGUCACCGCAUUAAAGGAAUUUCAAACAUCAGCAAUAUAUCUUUUGAUGGAGAUGAGAUCAUUACAUGGCAAGCAUACAAUAUUGGUAUAGGCAACAAAUUUAAGAGAGGUUCUGUCCUAAAAUCUGAACAGAAUGAAACAGGAUUGAAAAUUGUUUCCAAUUUCCAGGAGCCACAUCAAAUGACUGGAAAUAUCACAAGGAAGGAAAGGAGAAUGUCAACUAAUGAUGAUGCACUAAAUGAAGAUCAGUCAGAUGAAUUGUUCUAUUGUACAGUACUUGGUUGCACUGGUCAGUUCUCAUCCUACCAAUCUCUGCAGGAUCAUAUAAACCUAUCACGUCAUUCAAAUGAAAAGAUGUCAACAUAUGAUAAGAUUAGGCAUCGCUGGGUUGCGAACUGUCAAGCCAAUCUAUUAACAUCUAAGGAAAUGCUGAGACCAACUAACUGUUCAGGUGACCUACAAACUAAUUCAGAAGAAACUGAAACACCUACUGAGUAUGGUUGGGCUUUGAAAAAAGAGCGAAAAUUUGUGCGCUUCAGUAAAAAGGUAAAAGAGUAUUUACAAAAUAGAUUCCAAGAAGGUGAAAAAUCUGGCAGAAAGGCAAAUGCAUCAGAUAUUUCUAAAGAUAUGAAAUCAUUACGUAAAGAGAAUGGGGAAAAGUUUUUCAACAGUGAUGAUUGGUUGCAACCAUCCCAGAUUGCCUCUUAUUUUGCACGCCUGUCUAUCUUUGGAAGAAAGGAUAUUGAGAACAAUACAGAGAUUGAUGAAGAUCUGAAUUCUGUCAUUCAUGCUAUAGAAGAACAGGAUGUUAGGAACCUUAUUGCAGCAACAAUUACAGAAUAGGACAAGUGACUACAAACAAUAUUGCCUAAAGUUUGCUUUUUUAAAAUUCGAAUUACCCAAGAAGUAUAAAUUUAAACAAAGAUUAUUUUUGUAGUCUAUGCUGUUGGUUAUAAAUAUUAAGAAAAUGUUAAGAAAUUGAAAAAACAUUCUAAUGCGAAAUUCUUUGUAUUCAAUUUGUUAAAUUUUUCAAAUAUAUAUUAGUCAACAUGGUCAACGUCAAGG